CUUGAACAAAAGCCAAAAGGCAAGUCACGGGUUGCAUGCAUACAUGCACCCCACAUAUGCUGGCAUGAAAUCACAUUCACAAGAUAUACCGAGUGAAUAUUCUCUACACUGCUGGAAAGAAAAUCUAAAAUGGAGCUGAAUGACGGGUUUAGAAUAUUAGUCUAUGCACUCUUGGUCAUUUCCUCUUCCGUUGGUAUUGCGUUUAUGGUGUUUUCGUGGCUGCUGUACCGAGUUAACAGGAAAUAUGGACAUUUGCCUAGCCCACGACCUAGAAGUUUCUUCACUGGUCACUUGUCUCCCAUUAAUGCUGUUGCAAAGAAAAUGGAAUUUCCAGUGCUGACUCUUUUGCAUCAGUGGACGAGAGAUCUUGGACCAGUCUUCUGGGUACGAUUCAUUAUACAGCCAAUGGUUUUUUGCUCUAACCCCCCAACAGUCAAGGAAGUUAGCCUGGACAGCCGCCAUCUCAAGCCUCAUUCUCUGUAUGAUCGGUUCCACUCUGUGUUUGGUCAGAGAUUUAUGGGAUAUGGGCUCCUCUCAGAAGUUAACCACGAGAAGUGGCAUACUCGUCGAGCAUUGCUAAACCCUGCAUUCAACCGCAAGUAUCUAAAGCAAAUGAUGGACCUUUUCGACGAGAGUGCGACCCGUCUUCGAGAUCAUCUCAUCCCCUUAGCCGACGACAAAACGCUUGUUAGAAUGUUGGAGCAUUUCAAUAAUGUCGCUCUGGAUGUCAUUGGAAAGGUCGGCUUUGACAUGGAUAUUAACGCCGUCGAAAAUUCCGACUGUCCCUUUCCGUCGGCGGUGGCGCUAGCACUUCAAGGCAUAAACGUUGCAUUUCAGAACCCCCUCACUUUGGUUGAUCCUCGCAGCAAAGCACGCCAAUAUCGCCGAUCAGUGCGCGACGCCGUCAAACUGGUACGAAACAUUGGCCAGGAUUGCAUCGAAAAGAGAAGAGAGGCAAAGAAGAAAGGCGAGGAGUUGCCGAAGGACAUCCUGACAUGUAUUUUGCAAGCCGAGGACGAUGUUGGCCAGAAGAUUGAGAUGGCAGAAUUGCUCGACGAGUUCGUGACAUUUUUCUUAGCUGGUCACGAAACAACGAGUAAUCUCCUCGCAUUUACCUUACUCGAGAUUGGAAGACACAAAGACGUGGCUAAGAGACUAAAAGAUGAAGUAGACGAAGUCCUCGGAAGUAAAUCGAUUAUUGAGUACUCGGAUCUCUCGAAAUUGGAAUACAUGUCUAGGGUAUUUAAAGAAACAAUGCGCCUUAACCCACCUGUAAGUGGUUUAAGCCGUGUCCUUGCUUCUGAUGUUCAAUCGUGUGGUUACGUCAUUCCAAAGGGGACAACUAUAAUGUUCAUGACAUACGUGACGUCACGAUUGGAAGAGUUUUUCGAUGAUCCUCUUCUAUUCAAUCCUGAUCGAUUUAUUCCAACUGAUGAAACGCCGAGGCACUUUUUUGCAUACUAUCCCUUUGCCAUUGGGCAACGUAAUUGUAUCGGACAGCAAAUAGCUCUGAUUGAAUCAAAGGUGAUCUUGGCAAAACUGUUGCAGAGUUUCGACUUUAGACUGGAGCAAUCUCAGCGUCAUAUAAUUCUUAGAGAGGUCACCAACAAACCGAUUGAUGGAUGCAAGAAUUACAUUAGCCUCAGGGACUAAAGGUCGAUUUAAUCAAACUUAAUUUCCAACCACAUGGCGGAGAGAUAUGGCACCGUAUGGACAGCGAAAUAUCGUCUUUCUAACCAAGGCUUGAUCAGAAAGAAGAUCAAUGCAGAAAGAAUUUUUUGGUUGCAAAGUCAAAACAUCAUCUGUAGAAAUAAAUGCCGCAGUUAGUAAUAAAGGAAACAAGUCGUGUUGCGACGACUGAAGACAUUCCUUAUUAGACACGGCUUAAUUCCCGACCCCACGAACACGAUAACGAUAAGCAAACUCAGCUGUAACUACGAUUGUUAUGUAACAUUCUUUUUCGAUAAUACGAAAUAUCAACCCACUAGGGAAACAACUAAGACAACCGACUCACACAAGUGAUGGAUUUGUAAAUGAUGAGUAAUUUACGUAUCUUUUACAAUAUUACAAUGCCCAAUAAAUAUGUUCGCUUUGAAAAGCGUUAUUCACUCCUAUCCCACAAGACAAAGAGACAAUUUGUAUCUCCCCCCCCCCCCCAAAUCCGGAUUUUUUUUUUUUGCCACCAAAGCAAUUAUGUAUACCGGUCCCUCUUUUUGGAAUGGUUUGGAUUCGGAGGUUAAGUAAACACCAUCGUUAAAUUGCUUUAAACGUAAAAUUCGAGUUUUUCAUUUAAAUUCUUACAUCUAAUAUGAUUUUUUGCCAUCCCCAGUCCCUUUUUCUUCAAUGCUAAUCUUAAUUGUUAAUUAAUGAUGCAUGUCCGGUUUUUUAAUGUAUAUAAACAAAUUAUUUUGUGCUAUGCUAACUAAAUUGCUCGGGUGACUACGCAUUUUGACUACGCAUUUAAACCCGGUGACUGUGGGGAUUGGUGCUAUUGCAUUAUUUUUUUAUACAAAUGUCCUUAUUUCAUUGUGUUUUAAAUUCUCCCCUCUAAAUUAAGUCUCUCUCUACUGCUACGGUUUUUUCAUCUAAAUUACUUAUUUAUUUUUUCCAGGAACCUAUAAUAUACAAGCACUGCUUUUUAAUAGGUACCUUACAUUCUACUCAGUUAAUCUAUUAUAUGAAUUGAGAAUCAUUGAGACGUGCUCAUUUAUACUACAAAUGUAUCAUUAUUUUUUUAAUUUUAUAUAUAUGUCUAUAUUGUUUGUAAAAUGUGGAACAAAAACAACUUCAAAUUUAAAACUCGAAAACCCAACCAUGAACCAAAGAACAAGUCUUUGCAAUA
Strongylocentrotus purpuratus (purple sea urchin) is the source of this 2842-nucleotide messenger RNA. RefSeq names its product cholesterol 24-hydroxylase-like. The transcript has 13 exons. Gene Ontology annotation, biological process: cholesterol catabolic process. Lineage: Eukaryota; Metazoa; Echinodermata; Echinoidea; Camarodonta; Strongylocentrotidae. The record is from RefSeq and is a predicted model, not a curated record. Gene Ontology annotation, molecular function: cholesterol 24-hydroxylase activity; iron ion binding; heme binding. The coding region runs from base 130 to 1653 and encodes 507 amino acids.